Molecule: messenger RNA, 429 nt
Organism: Ordospora pajunii
Lineage: Eukaryota; Fungi; Microsporidia; Ordosporidae
Exons: 1
Coding region: 1-429 (142 amino acids)
Source: RefSeq, a predicted model, not a curated record
AUGAAUAUGAAUCCGAGAAGGCCUACAAAGAAGUAUGUGUUUGAGCCAAAGCUUCCUCAGUCGCAAGCAGAGAUGGAAGUGCAAAUCGAAAUGCCUUCAAAAGAUGUGGCAGCGAAUGAAGAGUUCUCGUUUAAGAAGCAGGGAUGGAGCGUUCCCAGCACCAUAGAUGCAGGCACAAGCGAUGGCCACUUUGCAUUUAAAAAGCAACAAGCUGUCCUGCUUUCUAUUCCUGAGGAUAUACAGGUGUCAAAAAUCGUUUUGUAUGAGGAUGGAAGCUGUGGGCUCAAGGUCGGAGGUAGUUUAUACCCACUUCUGAGUAGAUUCGUUGGCGAAUCCAUACUUGUUGAGCAUGAUGAUGCAGCAUACAACAUAGGGAAUGCUAAAUUCCAUCUAAUACCACUAAUAGAAGAUGGUAUAGACACCACGUGA